Molecule: messenger RNA, 2696 nt
Organism: Biomphalaria glabrata
Lineage: Eukaryota; Metazoa; Mollusca; Gastropoda; Planorbidae
Exons: 19
Coding region: 134-2287 (717 amino acids)
Source: RefSeq, a predicted model, not a curated record
ACACUAAUAAAAAACAGGAAUAAUGGAAACCGCGUUAUAGUUCAAAUGUCUCUAGAACUUAUGUAACUUAAGUCACUGAGCAUGUGACAAAACUAAUUUAGUUUUUUUUUUACUAAUUAGAUCUAAAUGCAUUAUGUUUUUCUUGUUACUACUUGCUACAGUUUCGUUAUUGUGUCAUUUAGAUCGAGCCUCCACGUUGUCCACAACAUUGGGCAAACACUUUCUUCUGUCGCUGCCAACGAUGGCGCCUCAUCAUCAGAACAGCGUAGUAUUCUAUCUCUAUACAGAGGACGUCGACUCUUUUAAGGUUGUCUUGACAACGGAACACUACAAACUUGGACCGAAGCUAUCUACGGACAUAGUACUCAGUAGACUAAAAGACGAGAGUUAUAGACUGCAUCCCAAAUAUCACUAUGCUACAGGUUUGGGACUCAAGUGGACCUUCAGGUUUGUAGGCCCCACAAUGUUUGGCAUAACAGUCUUAAUGGAAGAAAGCUUGGAGUCUGCAGCUACAUUUGUUGCCCUUCCUGUUAGCUCAUGGGGCAGAAAAUAUUACGCAGUGACCCUGAGGCACGUGCCGACACUUCAGAUCAUAGCCAAUCAGCAAGCGCGCGUGCUGCUUGACGUCAGCUUGCACGGCGCAGAGCGUGACCCAGCGUCUCUGUUUGUCCAGUUUCUUAACAUCAGGCUGAAGCAUGGGGACAGAAAGACCUUACAUUUAAAUAGGUAUGAGGCUUAUGAUAUUUCCAGCUGUGACAACUUCAAGAGCAGCUUAUCUGGAACGAAAAUAACAUCAGAUGUGCCAGUGGGCGUGGUUUCGGGUAGCUGCAGGACUUCAUUCUAUGAGCUUCACAUGAACUGUAGCUACACUCACAGCUCACUAGACAUCGCAGCAGAGAUGCUGACCCCCGUACAGACGUUUGGAAGACAGUUCAUCACCCCGAAACUGUACCAGAGACAGUCCAGGGGGUCUUACAUCGUUAUCAGCAGCCACCACAACACCUUGGUGCAGUACGUCGACGACCACGGAGUCUCGAGAGAUAUCGCUUUGCCGUUGGCUGGCGAUGUAGUAGAGCUGACGCUCCGGCAACAUCCACGUCUGAUACAAGCCACCAAAGCCAUUGCCAUGUACUUCGUCCAACACUCCACCUGCCAGCCCACGAGUGCCUCACGCUACGAGCUGGGAGACGUCAGUCUGAUGCUUCUGGUGCCGCUACAGCUUUUCUAUUUCCAAUACACUUUCAGAGUCCCGGGAGUGAGGUUUGUCGAGAACUACAUCUUGAUUGUUAUUACCAGCAUCCACAGGAACUCUCUUUUAUUGGACGAAGAGUAUUUGAAUAGAAGACUGGACUGGGAUAAUGUGUGGGGCGCUGAGAGCUACUCCGAAGGAGCCCUGAAAAUUUACGAUGGAGUUCACAGCAUUCAAACAACAGAUAAAGCCGUGUUUGGGUGCUAUGUGUACGCCCUGAGGUAUAGGUUCUCCUACAUGCACCCUGCGGGCUACAGGGUCAUGAGAAUCAACAGGGAAUGCGAGAGAGAUGAGCUGUCAGAAGGAGACAAUGACACAAAUAAUGAAUGUGAUGAGUCUGUUGUUGAAAAGCUAGACAAGAUCAGUGAAGAAGAUAACGAUGUGAAUGGCCUGAAGUUAAGCCUCUUGGAAUCCAUGGACGACUUUGAGCAACAGCAAAGUGGGCUCACGGCCCGCUUAGCCACUGUGAGUGAAUGGAGUCCUUGGCAUUGUGCGCAAGACUGCAAUCAAAAUAAACUCAUAAGGACAAGGCAAUGUAGCCACUACGAUGUAAGAAAAAAGCCAGUAUGUAAGGAGCCACUUAUCGAGGAAGGACAACCAGAAGCGUGCUACGUUCGUGAAAUGUGCCCAGCCAAAUGCCCUUCAUUCACCUGGGGCUUAAACUGUUACCAGAACUGUAGCAAGUGUUACCAGCCCUGUAAUAAAUUCAAUGGAACCUGUUCUCAGUGCAAAGCUGGCUACAAGAACGCGAAGUAUGGCUGUAAUCAAAGUUGUGAACUAUUUGAAUUCGGCCAGGACUGUACGGGCAAUUGUCUGACCAAGUGUGACGGAGAAGACUGUUAUGAUCGAGUAACGGGCGAGUGCAAUACUUCGAAAAUCUAUUUUGUCGUUAUAUUUCUGCUGGCUCUUGUCAUACCAUGCUGUGCUGUAUUAUGUUCCGGGAAAUCCAAGUCCUACAGCUUUGCUGAGGAUGUCGAGUUUAAUGAUGGUCCUGCCUUUGAGACUGUGUUAAAUAUUCCAGACCGUUCUACGAUUUAGGGCUGAGCUUCUGUAAUAUUCUAUACUUCCACAACCUGACACACAGACGGGUACUGAUUAUUGAUAAGAUAGCACAGCUUUGCCUGGAUGACUAGUGCAGCUGUUGCGACUGACCGAGACAUUUAGAAUUGAAAUAUGCAUGCAGAAAAGACUAGAUAGAAAUUGUUUGGUUUGUUACAAUGUAGCUUAAAGUUUAAUACAUUAUUGUUUAGAUAGGAUAUGAAAGAGAAUGCACAUUUGUAUGUAAAGGCGUCUAUAAAAGUCUUGAGAUGUAUUCUUUACAAGUUAGCAUAUUUGUAUUUUCCUUGCCAAAUAGAAGAAAAUAAUUUGAAAUUCCCUAGAGUGUCAUGAAAAUAAAUGAUUUCUUAUUUAUUACUGUUUCAAUGAUAUAAAAUUUUUUGAAAAUCAA